AUGAUGAUGCGGGGUGCUUGGAACUUCCCACCCGUUCAACCUCAACCGAUCCCCACACCUCCCGUUCAACCUCAACCGAUCCCGACCCAAUCCGAACCCGAAGACGAUGUGGAGAUUGUGCCCGAAACCCAACCGCCUAAAGGGAAAGGAAAACGAAACAAAGGCAAACAAGUGGUGGGUGAUCAAACGUCGAAACCGAAGGCGACUAAGUGGACCCCAAUCGAAGAAGAAGCCUUAGCCAAGGCUUUCAUUGGCACUUCCGACAACCCGGUAAAAAGUAAUAACCAAGCGGGUGAGGGGUUUUGGUCCAAGGUAUUGGCCAAGUUUCUCGCCUUGAUGGACCAAGGCCCGUAUAGAGAUCUCGACUCGGUUUCCUCGAAGUGGCGAAAAUUGAACUCGGCCAUUAAUCGGUUUUGCGAGGAGUAUAACAAAUUAUAUACAAGUGACCGUCGUAGCGGGUGGAACGACGAGGAUGUGUUCAAAAUGGCGUUGGAAAAGUAUAAGGACAAGAAUGGUAGCAACUUUCCUCACGUUCGCGCGUGGAUGGUUGUAAAAGACGACCCAAAAUGGGCGCCUAUUCCUAACGAGGUGGCGAUGGCGAAACGCCAAAAAACGUCGGAAACGGGUAGUUUAAGCGCCGGUGGAUCGGACGCGAGGUGUCACAUAAACUUAAAUGAUGACGCCGACUAUGACGAAGACGAGUAUAACGUACGUGAACCGGAGCGUCCACCGGGCCGAGACAAAACAAAGAAGGAGCGGGCCAAGGGAAAAGAAAAGGAAAAGGUGGACCUGCACAUGGUUGAGUUUAUGGAACACCUAAAAAUGUACAACGACGUCACGGCCCAAAAAACGAAGACGAAAAAAUUACAACACGACAUCAUGAAAAAACAUCAAAUUAUUUAA
This is a messenger RNA of Helianthus annuus (common sunflower), 903 nucleotides long. RefSeq lists its product as uncharacterized. Lineage: Eukaryota; Viridiplantae; Streptophyta; Magnoliopsida; Asterales; Asteraceae. The transcript is spliced from 2 exons. The record is from RefSeq and is a predicted model, not a curated record. Bases 1 to 903 code for a protein of 300 amino acids.